AUGUCUUCAUCAUCUUCAGCAACAAUAUUUACACCACAACAACACUCUUCGGGAGACCUUGAACUCGUUCUCAUCCCACAAUCAAUUUCUGCCACUAAAAACGAUUCUCAAAACUCCACCUUGUGCAUCACACUUCCUGACUAUUCAUCAACCAAGUGUGGAUUCAUUGGAUUUAAUGUAACUCUCGAUCCACGAUAUCCCAAUUAUACUCUCAUGGAACAACACAUUUCCGAUGAGUUCGAACGAUUCUAUGUCGAAAUUCAUCAAAAAUUCACACUCAACGACACCUCUCCUGCUUGCAAUCGUUCCAUUCUCAAUUUUAUCUGUUCUUCCAAUUACAAGCGAUGUUUUAAAGAUGAAAAACCGUAUGAUGUUUGUGAUUCAGUGUGUCGAGAAGUGUUCACAUCAUGCUUUCCAGAGGCACCUGAUGACGAUGAACAAUCAUUGAGAUAUUUAGCUGCCAAAGAAUAUUGUGGAAAACCUUCGAAACCCAUUUAUCCAUCUCCUCCCUUGUGUACAAAUAUUUUGGAUCAAACACAGAAUAUCAUUGUCUUGGUAUCAUUGAUUGCAUUAUUGAUGUUUUUAAUUAUUGUCAUUUGCAUUGGAGGAUUCAUGAGUUUUUGUUAUUACAGAAGACAAGCUCAACGAGAACGAUACAGUUCUCUCGCCGGUCACUAA
Molecule: messenger RNA, 678 nt
Organism: Naegleria fowleri
Lineage: Eukaryota; Heterolobosea; Eutetramitea; Acrasida; Naegleriidae
Exons: 1
Coding region: 1-678 (225 amino acids)
Molecular function (GO): protein binding
Source: RefSeq, a predicted model, not a curated record